UCCACCUGCCAGCGCUUUUUCGAGCAGUCAGAAGCGAAUACACUUUAACCAGUAGCACUGGCAGCGUGUUUAGACGAGUUUCAGACAACGAGUUCUUCAAGUUAUUUUUUUUAUCAGCGAACUGAUACAUUGGAGUUUCCAUAAUUUCUCGUAAUUAAACUUAAGCUAUUCGAUAUUGAUUUGGAGAGACUUUCUUUUCAGAUGCGCCUCAUGAGCAUUGGAACGGGCAGCGGCAAAGACACCGGACUCAGGUGUAUCUCUACGUAAAGACCGUCCUGCAACGGCACCCCGGAUCUUAUACAUUUUAAACUUGGGAGACUAGAAACUAUUUCUUGGAAAUCUGUUGGUUUCUUCGAUGACUUUUAAGGUUGGACUUGGACUCAAAGUUAUUUCUGGAGAGUUAAGCAAGUAAUUAUUCAUAACGUUAUCAGUGCUUUGUGAUUGUUGUAUUCCUGGAGGUUGGUUCACCAUGCUGUUGGACGGUCUGUGGACGGUCCACAUGCUUCUGGCCCUGGUUGUCGGGGCUCUGUGCAAUCACAACAUCAUCGAUCCUCACGCUGCACCCCGAGUCUUCAUCUCCUUCAAAGAGCUCAGAUCCACUGGGACAGCCCAGCACUUUGCCUACUUGCUCAACACAUCCGACUACCGUAUCCUGCGCAUGGACGAGGACCACGACCGUAUGUACGUGGGCAGCAAGGACUAUAUCCUGUCCCUGGACCUGCACGACAUCAACAAGGAACCGCUCAUUGUCCACUGGCCUGUCUCCCAGCAGAGGAAGACCGAGUGCAUUCUAAGUGGGAAGGACACCAAUGGCGAGUGUGGAAACUUCGUCCGCCUGAUUGAGUCCUGGAACCGGACCCACCUGUAUGUCUGCGGUACCGGGGCCUACAACCCCAUCUGUACCUACAUCAACCGAGGACGCAGACCCCAGGCCGCCAUGCACCUGCGGAUGCCCCAGAAUGGAGGGAGGGCUAGCCGGGCUGCCGAACCCCACGCGGUUUCCGAGACACUGGGACUAAAGGAAUACAUAUGGCAUUUGGAGCCGGGUAAAGUGGAGUCCGGGAAGGGAAAGUGUUCCUACGACCCAAAGCUCAACAGCGUCUCCGCUUUGAUCAAUGGUGAGCUCUAUGCUGGGGUCUACAUUGACUUCAUGGGGACGGACUCUGCCAUCUUUCGGACUGGGAAACAGACGGCCAUGCGUACAGAUCAGUAUAACUCCAGAUGGUUAAAUGACCCUUCCUUCAUUCAUGUGCAGCUCAUUCCUGACAGUGCAGAGAGGAAUGACGACAAGCUCUACUUCUUCUUCCGGGAGAAGUCUGCUGAGAUGGGUCAGAGUCCUCUGACCCAGGCCCGUAUCGGUCGGAUAUGUCUGAACGAUGACGGAGGACACUGCUGCCUGGUCAACAAGUGGAGCACUUUCCUGAAGGCCCGGCUCAUCUGCUCCGUGCCUGGUGCGGACGGGAUCGAGACGCACUUCGACGAGCUCCGCGAUGUUUAUAUACAGCCAACCCAUGACACUAAGAACCCCAUCAUCUACGGAGUCUUCUCGGUCUCAGGCUCCGUGUUCAAAGGCUCUGCGGUGUGCGUCUACUCUAUGGCUGACAUCCGCCAGGUCUUCAAUGGACCCUUUGCCCACAAAGAGGGGCCCAACUACCAGUGGGUGGCCUACACUGGAAAGAUCCCCUACCCUCGGCCUGGAACGUGCCCUGGGGGAACAUUCACCCCCAACAUGAAGUCCACCAAAGACUACCCAGACGAAGUCAUCAACUUCAUGAGGAACCACCCCACCAUGUACAACGCUGUGUACCCAAUACACAAGCGCCCCCUGGUGGUCCGGACCAACGUGGAGUACGAGUUCACCACCAUUACAGUAGAUCAGGUGGCUGCCGCAGACGGGAACUAUGAAGUUCUGUUCCUGGGAACCGACAGGGGGACGGUUCAGAAGGUGAUCGUUUUGCCUCGAGACGACGAGCAGACCGAGGAGCUGGUCCUGGAGGAGGUUGAGGUGUUCAAGGUUCCCACUCCCAUUACAACAAUGAAGAUCUCAUCGAAAAGGCAACAGCUGUACGUGUCCUCGGCUGUUGGCGUGACACACCUGGCCCUCCACCGCUGUGACGUGUACGGUGAGGCGUGUGCCGACUGCUGCCUGGCCAGAGACCCCUACUGUGCCUGGGACGGAAAGUCCUGCUCCCGCUACUCUGUCUCGCAGAAGAGGUCUGACCCCUUUAGACGCAGCCGAAGGCAGGACGUCAAAUACGGGAACCCCAUCCGGCAGUGUAGGGGCUUCAACUCCAACGCCAAUAAGAACACUCUGGAGAUGGUGCAGUAUGGAGUGGAGGGCAGUAGCACCUUCCUGGAGUGCCAGGCGCGUUCUCCCCACGCGGCCAUUAAGUGGCACCUGCAGAAGGACAACAGUGACCGCCGGAAAGAGAUGCGCUCGGACGGGCGAGUGCUGAAGACGGAGCAGGGUCUGCUGCUGCGCUCCCUCCAGCCGUCCGACUCCGGGGUGUACCAGUGUACCGCCACAGAGAAGAACUUCAAACACACCCUGGUCAAGCUGCAGCUGGUGGUCCUGUCCGGCCGCGCCGUCAACAACGUCUUGGUGGAGGGCGGGGAACCGGGUCCGUCUCCGCUCCAGGCCAGCGCCGGCCAGUACAAGGAUCUGCUGACUAUCCUGAGCCAGCCAGAGAUGGGCCUGAUCAAUCAGUACUGCCAGGAUUACUGGCAGAUGGGAGACCUUAUGAUGGGAGCCAUCAAGGGAAAAGACAUGAAAGAGCUCAAGGAGCAGAAGAAACCGCGCAACCGUCGACAUCAUGGGGAGGACGACGACGACGAGGAGGAAGAUGAGGAGAGGGAGGAGGAGGUGGAAACAUGAGAGGUCUCUCAACUGAGCCAAACCUUAAUGGCACCCCAUGGAAUCUGGGAAAGACUCAAUUAAAGAGUGAUGAGGUGAAAGAAAAUGGAAAAACUACAAACAAAAUGGAACUGGAAAAAAUAAACCCCAAACAAACCCCACAUCCCUUUUAACAAUAAAGUAUAUGAUACACAGUAUUUAUUGUAGGUUGUAUAUAGUAUCAUUCUGUGGAUUUCUUUGUACUUAUAGAAAAAUGCUCUGUGUAUAGGUACCUUUUGGGCAAAUAUUGUUAUAAAUGUUAUUAAUUUUAUUAUUGUUGUUAAUGUCAUUACAAAAAUCGCAUUUCCAUCGUUUGCCAUUGACAGCUCUGUUUAGAAUGUAAACUGGCAUAGAAAGGCUGAAAGAAGGUCAUCAUAAAGUAGAGAAA
Messenger RNA from Esox lucius (northern pike), 3281 nucleotides. It is a transcript of the gene sema3fb, whose product is annotated as sema domain, immunoglobulin domain (Ig), short basic domain, secreted, (semaphorin) 3Fb. Lineage: Eukaryota; Metazoa; Chordata; Actinopteri; Esociformes; Esocidae. The coding region runs from base 470 to 2875 and encodes 801 amino acids. Gene Ontology annotation, biological process: positive regulation of cell migration; negative chemotaxis; semaphorin-plexin signaling pathway. The transcript has 19 exons. Gene Ontology annotation, molecular function: semaphorin receptor binding; chemorepellent activity. The record is from RefSeq and is a predicted model, not a curated record.